AUGGAUCCUGCUUCCUUUAAUUCCAAUCCAAGUUUUGGAAUGACGCUUGAAGAGAAGCAAAGUUAUAGAAAGUUUCAAGACAAUUCUGCACGACAACGACAAGAAUCACAUGUAUCCAAUCCUAGCUUCGACAUGCACAAUACAACGCCAAGAUCAGUCCCGACAACGACAAGACCUCAAAUCCCCAUUAAUCGCAAGCGUUUUCCAGUAGAACGGUCUUCCCACUACGAACUGUAUGCGGCGGCUUCUGAUGAUGAAUAUUUGGGUGGAAGGGGUCCCAGCAUUCCUCCAACACCAGCUCCUACAAAUGAAUCUGAUGAUUCAACCCACAUAUCGUCAUCAUCCCAACUACCGACCUUUCCUCUGUCUUCUGGAUUUAAGAAUAAUUCGCAAGGGGAAGCAUCCGUGACGUCCAGUAGUUACUCAUGCAAGAAGCGGCCUUUGCACGUGAGAGAAAACCCCUUUUCAGAUGAGAACGACAACGAGACCUACGCGGAAUCCCAGCCGCCAUCGUUGUUGAACUACGUCAACUUUGUUUGCUUUAUGGCUAGUGCUACCGUUGCAUAUUUACAAGGACCCAAAGUGGAAGAAGUCAUGGAGUCCCAUGCUACCCUGUUGACACCCGCCUACUUUGUGUCGGCCAUUUCUGGCAUUUUGUACAUAUCCACGGGGAUUUGGGCCAUUGCGCAAAUAUUUGGUACGACCAAACAUCAUGAAUUGGUUGUCGAUGUGGUCAGCUGGUGGUACUUGACUAUUACGCCACUGCAAAUUGCAUGGUACUAUCUCUUUUCUUUUCAGCUGUUUGCCUUUGCGCUGGGCGUCGUGUUGGUGCAGCUUGGCAUUCUUUUAUUUGGAUUGCAACCGCGAAUAUCACAGAUAAAAUCCAACAGUCCACCCGAAUAUCUAACGCUCAAGCUACCCUUUGAUUUGUACAUUGCCUGGACGAUUGCCUCGAGUGCUAUACAAAUCAAUGUCGCAGCAUAUGCCUGGAAAUUGACGACCUUUUAUCAAAUCGUUGUGGCUGGGAUUUCCUUGUUUGGCGUUUUUGCCUUGGCUAUUUGGUUCAUCCUGAAUACGAGUGGUCAAUGGGCGAUUCCAAGUGUAUUGGCAUGGACUUGCUUAGGAAUUUCUGUCGAACUGGAGCGACCAGGCCAUUUGGUGUCCAUGGUGGAACGCUACUCUUCCACAACCAUCACUAGUUUCCGACUUGCGUCGUCGGCCGUGGCCGCAUCCUUAGUCCUUGCUACAGUGCUUCAAAUUGCCAUGUUUCGGCAAGAAAAACAAGAAAUUGAAAGUUUCAAAAGGGCUUUUGAAGAGACACGAUCGACGGGAACAGUUACUACGGCCCCACCCACACCUGCAGUGGCCAUUUACAAAAUGACGGGGGGUCUUGUGGCAGUGGUGGCAAUGGCAUUCCUGUUGGCACCAAACCAUCCUCGAGUUACUACUGUAGCCAUGAUUGGAAACUCCAUGAUGUACUACAACGAUCUGCCGAAAGUGUUGGAAGCGAUGAGUGAAAGAAAGCUGGGGGACAACACAACCAAGGCACUCUAUCAGGAUUCUUCUUUACAUGGUGAUGCAGACUUCGAAGUUCAUCUUCAAUCCGGAAAUGGUAUGUACGAAAAGUGGCAAACCGGAAACGCUCGCAUUUGGUCGAGAGCCAAGAAUUACUACCUUUAUGAUUGGGGGGCCUGUACACCAGAGCAACUCUUACUCGGAUAUGAUGAGCGUUUGGAGGCCAUUGCUUACACUUACGCCGGUGGUGACGACAACUUUGGAGAUGACGCUGUAUAUGGUGAUGAUGCUACCAAUGGAAAUGGAGACAAUCAGAACAAUGUAAACGAAGAAAAUGAAGCGGAGAACAAUGGAGAAAAUCGACAAUUAGAAGACCGGGAUGGCAUGUACAACUAUGGAGACGACUGGAACUAUGACGAUCGAAUCGAGCAGGAAGUUUCCGACAUUAAUCCAUGCCACGUCAACUUGAAUUUCUACAAGUUUUACCAGGAGAAGUACGAACAGAAUGGUCCACCGAAAUGGGAUUAUGUUCUGAUGAAUGACAAUACCCGCAGUCCGUGCUGCACGGACCAGAGAGCUACUUCGAUGGAAAUGUUGAAAGAAGCCUAUCUUCCGCUUUUCCUCGAAACUGGUGCCACUCCCAUCUUCUUGGUGACCUACGGGUAUUGGGCAUCGGCUCGAGAUAUGUCUGGAUUGAUUGAUAUUCCAACUUUUACGAGUUAUACCUAUGCUGGAUAUCGGGCAUAUGUGGAGAUGUUGUCCGAGUACCUACCGAAGUCACAGAAACCCAAAAUAGCUCCUGUUGGAUUGGCAUUCCUUCUCAUUUAUGAGGAAAAGCCAUCGAUGUGGGAGAAGCUCAUUCACUUUGACGAAAUUCAUCCUUCUCCAAGAGGAACCUUCUUGGAGGGUUUGGUAGUAUAUCAUUCAAUUUAUGGUCACUUGCCAUCACCAAGGACCGUGUUGUCGGAUCAAGGUGUAUCUGUUCUUUGGAAUGGAGCCCGGCGGAUGGUUCCAGACGAUCACGGAUUGAAGGCCUUCCCCAAUCGAGACGAAGCAGCUUACUUGUACCAUGUUGCUCAUCGGAUAUGUAUUGAUGGAGAAAUGCCAAAGUCACUAACCUUUUUAUCCACAUCCGAGUCCAUUGACUUCACACCUGACGACUCGCAAUACGAAGAUUUGUACAUUUAUGGGGAAAUGAGACGAGACCGAUAA
Molecule: messenger RNA, 2727 nt
Organism: Cylindrotheca closterium
Lineage: Eukaryota; Bacillariophyta; Bacillariophyceae; Bacillariales; Bacillariaceae
Source: the annotation of a GenBank genome assembly